UAACAUUCAGUGGUUCAUUCUCAGCCCAAUCAGGUCAGAGACGAUCAGACAAUCUGAAGCUGACACUAUCAAUAUGGUAAUCGCCAACACGAACAUAAUCUUUGUCGCCGGUUUGGGUGGCAUUGGUCUGGACACAUGUCGGGAGAUUGUCAAACGUGGUCCCAAGAACCUGGUGAUCCUUGACCGAAUUGAGAAUCCCACAGCAAUUGCCGAACUGAAAGCAAUCAAUGCCAAGGUGACCGUUACUUUUUAUCCCUAUGACGUCACUGUUCCAGUAACGGAGACCGCCAAGCUGCUGAAGACAAUUUUCGCCAAGCUAAAGACUGUUGAUCUAUUGAUCAAUGGAGCUGGCAUUCUCGAUGAUCAUCAGAUUGAACGCACCAUUGCGAUCAACUUCACGGGCCUGGUCAACACCACCACUGCCAUUAUGGAGUUCUGGGAUAAGCGCAAGGGUGGACCAGGUGGUGUCAUAUGCAACAUUUGCUCUGUGACUGGCUUCAAUUCGAUCCACCAGGUGCCAGUUUACUCCGCAUCAAAGGCAGCGGUUGUCAGCUUCACCAGCUCCCUGGCGAAACUUGCACCCAUUACUGGCGUCACUGCGUACUCCAUUAACCCGGGCAUUACAGUAACUCCGCUGACCCACAAGUUCAACUCCUGGCUGGAUGUGGAACCACGUGUGGCUGAGUUGCUCAAUGAGCAUCCUACUCAGACAACCAUUCAAUGUGCCCAGAACUUUGUCAAGGCUAUUGAGUCGAAUCAGAAUGGUGCCAUCUGGAAGCUGGAUUUGGGACGAUUGGACUCCGUCACCUGGACCAAGCACUGGGACUCUCAUAUCUAAACUGUUUCCAAAUUUGCCAAGUCAUCUAACAUCGCUUUUGGUAUAAAGCAAAUACUGCGUAGUAGUAGGUUAAGGCUCUACAUAUCUCUCAUUUCACUCAUUUUAUAUUCGUUCAAUUUUGAGUUCGAUGAUAAAUAAACCAAAAAGAAACCAUGAAAUUGACACACAGUA
Messenger RNA from Drosophila innubila, 1009 nucleotides. Its product is annotated as alcohol dehydrogenase. Gene Ontology annotation, molecular function: alcohol dehydrogenase (NAD+) activity. Lineage: Eukaryota; Metazoa; Arthropoda; Insecta; Diptera; Drosophilidae. The transcript has 3 exons. Bases 74 to 838 code for a protein of 254 amino acids. Gene Ontology annotation, biological process: alcohol metabolic process. The record is from RefSeq and is a predicted model, not a curated record. Gene Ontology annotation, cellular component: cytoplasm.